Molecule: messenger RNA, 2022 nt
Organism: Trichomonas vaginalis G3
Lineage: Eukaryota; Parabasalia; Trichomonadida; Trichomonadidae
Product: LRRGT00142-related family
Exons: 1
Coding region: 1-2022 (673 amino acids)
Source: RefSeq, a predicted model, not a curated record
AUGGCUGAUAUUGUCGUUGCAAACAAUGAUGAAUCGAUGCUUCAGGUAGAAAAUGCAUUAUCUGAGCCUUUGAACAUAAAUGUCGAGGUUUUAGAGGAAAAUGGAGAGGAAUAUACUCCAAAUGAAAUCUCUGCAAUUGAUAAGGCUAUUUCAGAACGCAAUGGAUCGCUUAUAGAGAAACUCCUAAAUGAUGGAUCUCCACUUACUCCUAAAUCCUUCCAGAUUGCCAAUAAGGUGGCAGAUAAAAACGUUUUGAUUGUUCUUUCAGAUAAAACGCAAGAAACAAUCAAGAAAAUGUACAAAUCUCAUAACUACAUGGCAUUCAAAAACAAACUUAUCGACUUUUCUUCACAUAAUUUGUACAUAUUUGCGUUUAAUGUAAGCCAAGCCAAUUUUAUUGCUGCAAGAAGACAUAAUAAAGCAGUUAUCAUCGAUGCUGGUAUACACAAUGGCAAAUUAAUCAAGAAAUACAAAGAAAUAAAUAAAAAUUACCCCAAAUUAAUAGAAGAACUCAAUCUUGUUUUGCAAGGCACAAAAGUAGAUCUGGUCUUAAUCACACAUCCCCAUGAAGAUCACUUCUCUUUUCUUCCAGUUUUGCUACAUAAUUUCAAAGAAUCAUUCCAGAGUACAAAAUAUGUCUUUGGAGGUUACAAGAAAGAUUAUGAAGAAUUAAUUGAAUCAAUUGGGGAAGAUAAAAUAAAGUUCUUAGGAUAUAGUUAUAACUCUAGAACUUACAGAUGUCUCGAUGGACUGGAAAUAAAGAUCUGGGGACAAGAAAAUCCAAAUAUAUAUGAAAUCAAUCAAAUAUCAUUUAUUUCAACAAUUCAUAUCAAUGGUAGAGGAGUAAUGUUUACUGGUGAUGCAAAUGAGAAAAAUUUACAGAAUUUGAAGAUCGACAUACCUGAUAUUCCUAAUAUAGCAUCACAUCCGGAAAUUAAAACAUUUUUGGUUGAUAUUCAAGCGACAAUUAAAAGGUGUAGAGAAUCUAUGAAAAAUGCCACUAAAAUUGUAUUUCAAAAGCUGAAGGAAUUCAUGGAAAAGAACAAAUGUGAUGUAGAUCUUGAAGAAGCUAUUCAUCAUAUGCUAGGCCUUAAGGAAACGGUACUAAUAUUUGAACCACAUCACGGUUCACUUGCAAAUCAUGACUUUUAUAAAUAUUUUUCCGCUCAGGAUCCUAAAAAAGUUUUUUGUAUAUCGAGCGAUCCUAGGGGUAAAAGCCGCCUUCCUAAUGAGGAAUCAUUCGUUGGUCGCGUAAAAGAGCCAAAAGUCAAAGAACAUCCAGUUGUAUACGCAACAUUCGAUAAAAUACCUACAAUGAACGUCACAACAGAUCCUGUCUAUACAACUGGUUCAUGCUGUGACGGAAUGCACGUUUUCUCUCUCUCCCCAGAUGGAAAUCUUUCUGUCUUAGAUUUGACAGAAGAAACACCCGAAUGGGAGAAAUUCAAUAUAGAUUAUAGUUCUAUGAAUACAAACAAAGGCCCUAUGAAUACAAACAAUGAUUCUAUGAAUAUAAGCAAUGACUCUAUGAAUACAAGCAAUGACUCUAUGAAUACAAACAAUGAUUCUAUGAAUACAAACAAUGAUUCUAUGAAUACAAACAAUGAUUCUAUGAAUAUAAGCAAUGAUUCUAUGAAUACAAGCAAUGAUUCUAUGAAUACAAGCAAUGAUUCUAUGAAUACAAGCAAUGAUUCUAUGAAUGCAAGCAAUGAUUCUAUGAAUGCAAGCAAUGAUUCUAUGAAUGCAAGCAAUGAUUCUAUGAAUACAAACAAAGACUCUAUGAAUUCAAACAAAGACUCUAUGAAUACAAACAAUGAUUCUAUGAAUACAAACAAUGAUUCUAUGAAUACAAACAAUGAUUCUAUGAAUACAAACAAUGAUUCUAUGAAUACAAACAAUGAUUCUAUGAAUAUAAGCAAUGAUUCUAUGAAUACAAGCAAUGAUUCUAUGAAUAUAAGCAAUGAUUCUAUGAAUACAAACAAUGAUUCUAUGAACAUCAGUAAUAAUCCUAUGAAUAAUUAG